This is a messenger RNA of Psylliodes chrysocephalus, 2155 nucleotides long. Lineage: Eukaryota; Metazoa; Arthropoda; Insecta; Coleoptera; Chrysomelidae. The record is from the annotation of a GenBank genome assembly.
UGAAAGUGCGCUUGUGAAACCUAACCUGACCGCGGUACAAAUACUACACUACAAAAUAGAUACAAAUUUAUAUAAACAAAAUAGAUAUUUUGUAUUUGGGGUUAUUGAUUAGGUUUAUUUACAAUCUGCGCAGUAGUCAUAAUCUAUGUCGUUCUGCACAUAAAUUCAUACAUUUUAUCUGUGUUAUCUCAUCUCUGGUAUUGUUCAAAACGUAGAUAUUAAAAAUAGUUUAUUUAGUAGGUAUUUUUAACAGUCAAACACAUUUAUCAUGGAUAUUAGUGUUUCAGGAAUACCUAUCCACAGUUUAGUUGAAAACUUUCAAACGAUAUAAAAAUUAGAAAACUUUUUCACUUAUUCUUAUAAAAUGAUAACAAAAAAAUCAUACAGAUUAUUUACUGCCUAUAUAAUGAGUAUGCGAACAAGUUACAAUAAUAAAAGCACAACUUUUCUCGAGAAAGAUAUUGAAAUUAAGGAUCCUAUUCACAUAUUUGAAAAAUGGUUCAAUUUAGUCAAAAGUGAUCCACGGACAGUGGAGGCAAACGCUAUGUGUCUCUCCACUAGUACCAAGACUGGAUUACCUUCAGCAAGGUUUGUUCUUCUCAAAGGGUAUAGCAAAGAUGGCUUCAUUUUCUUUACUCAUUAUACCAGCAGAAAAGGUCAAGAAUUAGAAGAAAAUCCAGUUGCUGCACUAACUUUUUAUUGGGAACACUAUAGUAGAUGCGUGAGGAUUGAAGGAGCAGUUGAAAAACUACCAUUUUCUAAAGCAGAUGAUUAUUUCAGUAAACGACCAUAUCAAAGUCAAAUUGGGGCAUUGUGUAGUGACCAAAGUAAGGCAGUAAGUGGACGGGAUAUUUUAGAAAAAAAGGCAGAAGAACUAAAGACUCAGUACAAAGAAGGGGAAGUACCAAGACCAUCUCAAUGGGGUGGUUAUAUAGUUAAACCAACCUACUUUGAAUUUUGGCAAGGCCAAACUGAUAGAAUUCAUGAUAGAAUUGUAUUCCGAAAACCAGGACCAAAUGAACCAGAUGGAGUGUUAACUCAUAAGGCAGAAGAUGGGUGGAUGUAUGAAAGAUUAAAUCCUUAAUUUUAGAAAAAAUUGUAAAAAUAAAAUUAUAGAAGUUUUGUUUCCAAUAUAGUAUUUACAUUUUAAAAACAAUUCUUAUAAAUAAUAUAUAAAAAUUUACUUUGUACACCUUGAAUUUGGUUAGGUAAUUAUACAUUAUAUAAUUUUUAAUUAAACUACUAGGUUGUUUCUUUCUACCUUUUUGAAAAGUUAAUAAAGGUAGGGUUGUCAGAUUUACGAAAGGGAAAUUUAACCAGGUCUUUCUGGCGAGCUUCUAAAAAAAGGUCCUCAUCAGCUUAUAUUUUUAAAACCAGGUCCAAAGAACAUUUCGUCAUCGUAGAGUCAAAACAUUGUAUCAUAAAAUUACUAGGUUUUCAGGAAACACAAAACAUUUUUUCUGUAAUUGUUAAUUUUGUAAAAGUAGCUUUUUUAUGUAAUAGAAAAAGGCAAGUCAGAAAGAUACCAAAUGGUUAAAAAUUUACAUAUUUAAAAUUAACCUAAAAAAAAAUUACGUUUAAUUACGCCAAAAUAUGAGUUUUGACUACAAAGAUUUUAAGGUUUAAAAAGUCACAAGGACAAUUUGUUUGAAAGAAGGACUGUCCUUUUCAAAAAAGAACAGGUGGCAACUCUAGUAUUUGUAUAUAAAACAUAAUUUUAUAAAAAAUAUAAUUUCAAUAUUUCCCUUCUGACUCCUUCUGUACUUUUCCAACAAUUUUUGUAUUGAAAUAUCUUUUUACUAUCAAUAAAAUCCUUAAAUAAGUGAACACCUCCUCCUACACCAAAAUAAAAUGAUUUAGCAGCUAAUAAUCUAAAAUCCUAGAUAAGGAAAAUAACUUUUUAUUGCAAAGUAUACUAUAAAAUCAAAAUAUUUUAGUAACUCUGAAAAAUACGAAGUAUGAGCUUUACAAAAGAAAAGAUUUGUAACUAUACUUAUAAAUUACUUAUUGUUAUUAUUGGAAUGAUAUUGUCUCGGAUAUUGUUAUUAUUAGAUAGGUAUAAAAAAAUCGAUCAAGCAAUCAUUCAUCUAGUUAGUACAUACAUUUUACAUUAAUUUAUGUUUGUUCUCAAUCUGUGAAAUUACAUAUAUUUUCG